Messenger RNA from Adineta steineri, 371 nucleotides. The record is from the annotation of a GenBank genome assembly. NCBI's taxonomy places the organism in Eukaryota, Metazoa, Rotifera, Eurotatoria, Adinetida, Adinetidae.
AUGUUGUCAUUUAUUCGUUUUCGAUGUUAUCCUAUUAUAAGUUUACCAGCAGUUCGUUAUGGUUCAUCAUCAAAAAAGAAAAUUCUUCCUUCAUCAACACCAGCACUUCGUCAUAAUUGGCUUGAUCUAUCAUCAGAAAUUUGUCCAACUGAUACAUCCAAUUUAUCAUUAACUCCAGAUACUUCAUUUAAUACACGUUUAAUUAAAUAUUUAUCAGAUUCAAUAAAAACUAAUCUAACCGAUAAUGUUCAACAACAUCUAUUAACUACCUUUCAGACAUGGUCACCACGAGAAUUUUAUGAUUUAAUAUCUAUUUUUGGUUCCUAUGGUUUACAACCAGUUGAUGUUCUUCGUUUAUUAAUUAAUCUUCC